CUACGCGAUCACGCUGAGCUAGCGCCCGGGCCUGGAAUCGGCCGCAGACUCCUCAGCCGCGUCCUCCGCCUCCUGACCAUGGACCCCCGCAAAGUGAGCGAGCUUCGGGCCUUCGUAAAAAUGUGUAAGCAGGAUCCGAGCAUUCUGCACACUGAGGAAAUGCGCUUCCUGAGGGAGUGGGUGGAGAGCAUGGGGGGUAAAGUACCACCUGUUUCUCAGAAAGCUAAAUCAGAAGAAAAUACUAAGGAAGCAAAAACAGAGAAGGCGGAGGAAAACAUACAGACAGAGGAACCAUCAAGUGAGGAAAGUGAUCUAGAAAUUGAUAAUGAAGGUGUGAUUGAACCAGACACUGAUGCCCCGCAAGAAAUGGGAGAUGAAAAUGUAGAGAUAACUGAGGAAAUGAUGGAUCAGGCAAAUGAUAAGAAAGUUGCAGCCAUUGAAGCCCUAAAUGAUGGUGAACUACAGAAAGCCAUUGACUUGUUCACAGAUGCCAUCAAGCUGAAUCCUCGGUUGGCCAUUUUGUAUGCCAAGAGAGCCAGUGUCUUCAUCAAAUUACAGAAGCCAAAUGCUGCCAUCCGAGGUUGUGAUAGAGCCAUUGAAAUAAAUCCUGAUUCAGCUCAGCCUUACAAAUGGAGAGGGAAAGCACACAGACUUCUGGGCCAUUGGGAAGAAGCAGCCCAUGAUCUUGCCCUUGCCUGUAAACUGGAUUAUGAUGAAGAUGUUAGUGCAAUGCUGAAAGAAGUUCAACCUAGGGCCCAGAAAAUUGCAGAACAUCGGAGAAAGUAUGAGCGAAAACGCGAAGAGCGAGAGAUCAAAGAAAGAAUAGAAAGGGUUAAGAAGGCUCGAGAAGAGCAUGAGAGAGCCCAGAGGGAGGAAGAAGCCAGACGACAAUCAGGAGCUCAGUAUGGCUCUUUUCCAGGUGGCUUUCCUGGGGGAAUGCCUGGUAAUUUUCCUGGAGGAAUGCCUGGAAUGGGAGGAGGCAUGCCUGGAAUGGCAGGAAUGCCUGGACUCAAUGAAAUUCUUAGUGAUCCAGAGGUUCUUGCAGCCAUGCAGGAUCCAGAAGUUAUGGUGGCCUUUCAGGAUGUGGCCCAGAACCCGGCAAAUAUGUCAAAAUACCAGAGCAACCCAAAGGUUAUGAAUCUCAUCAGUAAAUUGUCAUCCAAAUUUGGAGGUCAAGCGUGAUGCCCUUCCGACAAAUAAAGCCCAUGCUGAAGGAAAAGCAACCUAUAUCACCUAAUGGAUGUCGCAAUAAUACAAACCAGUGUACCUCUGACCUUCUCAUCAAGAGAGCUGGGGUGCUUUGAAGAUAAUCCCUACCCCUCUGUCCCAAAUGCAGCUGAAGCAUUUUGCAGUGGUUUGCCAUUAGGGUAUUCAUUCAGAUAAUGUUUUCCAGCUAGAAAUUACAAUCUUCUAGAUACUUUUUAAACCUUAAAAAUAUUUGAAACUAAUUAAAAGGACAUGUUAAUUCCUA
Messenger RNA from Lemur catta (Ring-tailed lemur), 1471 nucleotides. RefSeq names its product hsc70-interacting protein-like. Lineage: Eukaryota; Metazoa; Chordata; Mammalia; Primates; Lemuridae. The record is from RefSeq and is a predicted model, not a curated record. Gene Ontology annotation, molecular function: Hsp70 protein binding; protein dimerization activity.